Molecule: messenger RNA, 5088 nt
Organism: Rhineura floridana
Lineage: Eukaryota; Metazoa; Chordata; Lepidosauria; Squamata; Rhineuridae
Gene: CARF
Product: calcium responsive transcription factor
Exons: 15
Coding region: 422-2206 (594 amino acids)
Biological process (GO): regulation of transcription by RNA polymerase II
Cellular component (GO): nucleus
Molecular function (GO): RNA polymerase II cis-regulatory region sequence-specific DNA binding; DNA-binding transcription factor activity, RNA polymerase II-specific
Source: RefSeq, a predicted model, not a curated record
GAGAGAGAGAGACUUUCAGUUGGUUCUAAUAAAGCUAUUACAUUAUACGAGUUAGGUGGGGAAGAAGGAGCCGCCUGGCAAAUGCUGCUGCUCCAGGGUGCCUGGCGGAGGGACAGCCCCACCCAAACUCUGUACAUUGAGGGACGGGACGAGUGGACCAAAGCGCGACUUGAUGGAGAAAAACGCCGCUCGUUUCUCCCUUUCUUCCUCCUUAGCCCCUUAAAACAGCGAGGGCGGCCAGAAGGUUUAACGUGCCUCCCGCUAUCGUUGCGGAGAGCCUCAGCGACGAGUUUUUUUUAAAUACAAAUUUGCGUUAUGUUAUCCGAUGUCUCGUACAAGAUGCAAUCCUAUGGAUGCUUUCCUGGGGAUAUAGGGCCCAAUUGUACAUAGUGCGAGUUCAUUUUUAUUUUUCUGUGUUGUAAUGGAAGAAAAUGGAGUUGAUCAUGAAAACAGCAUGGAGAGAGCCAGUGACUUCUUGGUCAACUCUAAUAAUACUGAAGAGGUGGAAACUGGUGACCAAGUAUUCCAGCAUCUAGGAUAUGUGGAAAUGAAGGACUUGUCCUUUGGACAGAAUGUUUCUCGAGCAGUCCUGCCCAUCACAGUACCAGUUUCGGAAGAAGUUUCUCAAUCACUGAAUGCACAAAUGCAGCUGUCCCACUCACUUGCUUUUUCGCCAGAAGAGUUUCAUCUUGUACAUCAGAGUGGCCAUUCUCUUUAUGAAGUGCAAUCCUCAGAGGGGUCCAGUACUCACAUGAUGGUUGUUGCCAGCCAGUUUGAAAAUGGGCAAGUACUACAUGUUAUUCCUUCUGCUCAGCCAGGAAUGGCACACGUGAUUAUUCCCCAAGGUCAACUUCUGGAUAUUUCGAGUUCUCAGGAUGUUUCAGAAGGGAGAAACUGUGAGAAUUUGCAGACUGCGGCAGUGGCUGCUAUGGCAGACAGUACAAGCAGAUACAUCUUUCAUUCUGAAGCAUCUUUCACAGUGCCCAAAAUGACAUCUACCAGGACAUUGGAAGACACUGUCCCAGUUUCCCCUCAACCAUUGCCCCCAAAUACACCUACUUGGGCUCGCCGUCUCAAGAACUGUGAGAAAAUUGGGGAUUCAUACCGUGGAUAUUGUUCAAGUGAAACAGAAUUAGAGAGUGUUCUAACUUUGCACAAACAGCAAACCCACAGUGUGUGGGGAACACGUCAGUCUCCAAGCCCUGCUAAGCCUGCCACAAGGCUGAUGUGGAAAUCGCAGUAUGUCCCAUUUGAUGGGAUCCCUUUUGUCAAUGCUGGAAGCAGAGCCAUAGUGAUGGAGUGCCAAUAUGGGCCCCGAAGGAAGGGUUUUCAGCCCAGAAGAAAUGGUGAACAGGAGAGCAUUUCCUGCCAGCUGUACAAAGCCACUUGUCCUGCAAGGAUCUAUAUUAAGAAGGUUCAGAAGUUUCCUGAAUAUAGAGUUCCUACAGACCCCAAAAUUGAUAAGAAAAUUAUACGCAUGGAGCAGGAGAAAGCUUUCAACUUGCUGAAGAAAAAUCUGAUUGAUGCUGGAGGGGUUCUCAGGUGGUAUGUGCAGUUACCUACCCAGCAGGCUCACCAGUAUCAUGAAAUGGAGAUCUGCCUUCCACCUUCACCUUUCUCCAUGCCAUCUCCUGAGAAUGAAGAUGAUGAUGCAGUCAAAGAUGACAACUGCUCAUUACCUUCGCGACUUCACCCACAAGUAGCAGAUAAGAUCCGAGAACUAGUGUCUCAAGGAAUAGAACAAGUGUAUGCAGUGAGGAAGCAGUUACGAAAAUUUGUGGAACGAGAAUUGUUCAAACAUGAUGAAGUGCCAGAGAAGCACAACUUGUCUUUCUUUCCUACUGUAAAUGAUCUCAAGAACCACAUUCAUGAAGUGCAGAAGACUCUAACGAAUGGGAAGAUAGUGUAUAACUCAGAAACUAUCCCAGCAAUGCUGCAGUGGACCACAGACAGUGGGAAUAUUCUCACUGAAACAGUGACUGUUACGUUUGCAUCUCCACCUACUGGGGGGAGCUCACCAGAAAAAACCAUAAUCAAAGUGGAAUCAAAUCGAACAAGGGAGCUCUUAUCUUCAAAGUCAGCUCAGUUAUUUUCUUCGCUUCAGCCCAGAGUAUUUGCCCAGCUCAAGGGAUUACAGUUGCAAUCAGCUAAUGGAGUAGUAGCUCCAGUGACAGUACUGACAAUGGAUAGCUAUCUUCCUUCCUAGCCGGCAAGCCUUCUGCAUUCUAUAGAGAGGCACAUAAUCAGCCAUUCUAUAUCCUGUCAGGAUAAUAACCUUCAUGAAAGUUUCAGUCAAACACAGAACAGUGGUACUGCAUCACUGCUUGGAGAGCCACAUGUACCAAAUCAAAGGGUUGUCACUUUGAGCCAGCUUAUAACUGUUGGAAAUGCUGACACUGUCAAAGCUAAUGGAAGUCUUUUAGGAGAUGAACAGACCAUUCUUACACAGGCUGUAGACAACUGUCCAACUCUGAGACACUGUCUGCACAGGCCACAUUAGUCAAGAAACUAAAGAACAAGCACUCUCCUUGGAAACGGACACAUUCAGAGACUUCCAGGCACCAUCUGUACUUGAGUCUAUGAAGGCUGUUGAGAACUUGGAAUGAUGCAGGUUCUUGUACCUUUUUGUAAUAGACAUCUACUUUGAUUGACAGCUGAUCUAGUUCGCUCUCAGUUCCAGAUUACUUGUUUCCCAUGUGAAGCUGCUGGUAUUUGUCAUCUUCCUUCUUUGCAUGGUGUUUCAAAUAAUACCCAAGUGGCCUGUUAUGGUCACUAUUUCAGUGGGUCUUCCAAAAUCAAAUUGUUGAGGGAUUUUGUUUCAUUUUGUAAAUUUUGAAGCAGAGUAAUACCUGCUGUCACUGAUAUUUUUUUUCCUUUGAAACCUUCAGCUUGUCUUGGCAAACACAAGGAAAUAUGCCCAGAGCAGCAUCACUGAUGGACUUUAUUGAGACUGAGCCUUUAAUUCUCCACAGGAAAUGAAUGCAGGCUAAAAAGGGGAGAAAAUGAUGAUCUUGGGGAAGGGAAUUGAGUUGCCAGCACAAAAGUGUUGAACUGUAUGACAAGUGGAAGUGUACGUGAAGUUGUGGAAGAAAAAUGUUUCCCUUGGUAACCUACGUUUAACCUUCAGACUUACUGAUAGUAUUUUCUUUCUCAUCUUGUGUGCCUUAUACUGAACAGGAAAGCAACGAAUGGAUCAGUGUGGCUAAAAGCAUACGUUACAUUUGGUGAAGAAUUGGUGGCGAUUCUUCAGCUGCUCAUUCUCUUUUACUUUGUGCACUUUAUCGUUCACAUUCAGAUAUGCAUAUAGGGAACUCAUACAUUUUACCAUGCUAUAGAACAGUCCUCUGAAAUCCAUAAUGUGUCUGACUGUUCAAGAAAUAUGCAGUGGUUCCAUCCAUGAGUUAACAUGGAUAUACUGAACUUUGGGUCUCCCAUGACUUCCCCUGCCCACCCCCCAAAAAGAAGUCUUUAAGAAUGUAAAAUGGAGUUCUGAUGUUAAGACUGUCAGUUAUGGAGAGAGAAAGGGGAUUUCAGCUAGGAUAGAUUUCAGUUUUCUCUGUACCAAGGAGAAUUCUGAAGGCAUUAUUCACACCUGCAGGAUUAAAAAAUGAUCAACUUAUAUAGCAGCUCUGUGUACUCAUGCCAUCUUUUCUGUGUGUAUGCAUAGUAGUUCUAAGCAGAUAUCUCUGUCUAUUUCAUUGUCUGGAAAUUGGCUUCAUCCUUUAAAAUUAUGAGGGGAAAACUGUUCUCCAGGGAAACUUCCUAUGCAUUUGCUCAGAGCUACAAUUCUCAAAUAGAUUACUGAAUCAUACUGCCUGUCUUUAGCAUUAGCAAAGAAUUAAAAUGCUGUCUCUUUAUUCUGAAUAUUGUUGUGUGCCUUUGUGUGCACACAUACAGCUUAAAUUGGAAAUACACCACAGAAAUAGGCUCCUUUAAACCCAAAUAUCCAUUUUUAGAAUCUCAAUAAUGUUUUUAAUAUUUGUCUGAUAAAUCCAAUGAGACUUUUGCCUUAUGUUUUAUUUCUUUAGGAGUGAGUACUAAGAUUCUCCUCUUACCACUUCCAAAAUUAGUGUCAACAAACAAAGCCAAUGGAGCACUUUAUCUAAAAUGAAAAUCUCAUGUUCUCAUUUAUAACUGAAUUGCCCUGCAAGCUGAAAGAACUAUAUAUCUAUAUAUAUAAUUAUAUAACCAGAUAUAGAUAUAACAAGUCAACAGUGCAGUAUAGAGAGAAAUGGCUUCAUGUUUGGCAGUUACAAGGGUUCAUUUACCUGCAAAAAAGCAAGGAUGGGAGAAGCAAUGCUAAUAGAAUUUUCUUUCUGUGCGUCUUUUUCUGUCUAGACGUGAGAGUUACUAUUGACAAUCAGCAAUUUUUUUUGCGUUCUAUUAGAAUCCCAACAUUCCUUCAUCCUUAUUCUUGUUACAUCUUGGCUCAGAAAACAAAAGGGCAAUCAAUAGGUGUCUUAAGAAACAUCCAAAAAAUGUAGGUGCAUUUUAUCCUGUAUUUGUUAUUGUAGCUCUUCCUUGUUGUCUAGAGUAGGGAUUAAGUGGGAGAAAAAUUGUACAAUUUACAGAGAGGGUGCUAUCAAGAGGUAUAAUCCACAACCUUUAAAUUAUUUUCUAUGAGCAAUCUACAUGUCUGGGAUUGUGUUACAAAUGGUGUCCUCAUGACUUAGUUCUCAUUGAUUUCAGUGGGACUAACCUAUGAUCCAACCCAAUGGGCCAUAUCUAUCACUGCAGCUCCACUGGCACAAGGGACUUUUGUGUGCAUAACAGCUCUUAUGUCUCCUUCAGCCCCCUUCCACGUGCCGACAAAAUCAGCUUUGGAGGGCUGGGGGACCCUCCAGAGCAGAUUUGAAGGUGGGGGGGGAGAGGAAAGGCUGCUUGUGCCAGCAGAAUUCUGCUGAUGUAUCAUUGGAUACAUCCUAAUAUGUAAACUUGCUACACUACAACUUACAGUUUUUUGCAAAUACCUAUUCACCAUUGGCAGCUUCUAAUAUUUAAUAACAACACUCAUUCAAGCUGUAAAGAUUUAAAACUUGAUCAUGUGAAUAUGAAAAUGUUUUUCCUUGUACAAAUUUAAAAACACAU